UGAAUAAUCUUCAGUAGUUUCUUCAGAGUGGAGGAAAAAAAUAGAGAUUCUAAUGAACUGAGGCUUACUCAGGGCAGUUGAUAGUCGACUUACACAUCUUUUCGAUUGUUUUUCAUAAAGAUGUUUAAUAUCUCUGACGUAUUAUAGAUAUAUGCUUAUUUCAGGAGAACUUCUAAACCUCAUCGCCCCGUCGAGAUCAAGUGAAAGUUAUCGUUGCUGCCUUGUACAGACAGCAAAAUGGGUGACUUCUUGGAAGGACUCCCGUCGUACAACGAGAGUAACUUCACCCGUUUCCACGCAGACUCUAGUCACAGGUCCAGUAAACCGACGGUGUACAUUUCAACAAAAGACUACCCUUCUGAGCAAGUGAUAACCACAGAGAAGACUAGCAUCUUGUUACGAUAUCUUCACCAACAGUGGGAUAAAAAGAACACGAGCAAGAAGCGAGACAGCCAGAAGGCCAACUUGUCGGAGGCCGCCACCGAAGGAGGAUCCUCGUCCAAAGUGGCCCGAGUCAACUCAACCGACAGUUCAUAGACGUCUGUCUGCUGCUCUGUGUGUGUGUGUGUGGGGGG
Messenger RNA from Aplysia californica (California sea hare), 575 nucleotides. Its product is annotated as DET1- and DDB1-associated protein 1. The record is from RefSeq and is a predicted model, not a curated record. Bases 238 to 537 code for a protein of 99 amino acids. The transcript has 5 exons. NCBI's taxonomy places the organism in Eukaryota, Metazoa, Mollusca, Gastropoda, Aplysiida, Aplysiidae. Gene Ontology annotation, cellular component: Cul4-RING E3 ubiquitin ligase complex. Gene Ontology annotation, biological process: positive regulation of proteasomal ubiquitin-dependent protein catabolic process.